AUCUGGCGCCUCCGAUGGGCUCCCGCCCCCCCCCCCUUUUCCCCUCCUCUCCUAGGUGGCAGGAAAUGAUGGCAAACAGCGAUCUGAAAUGAUUACUCCGGGGGAAAAAAUCCUUUUAUACCAGGAGAGCAUCGUCCAUCGGGUUCCGCAGAGAAAGGAGGCGAUUGCUCGCACAGAGCGAGAGAUCCCUUUCGCCUCGGACACUGACUAGCGAUCUAGCCAGCGAGCAUUCCCAGCCCCCACUGCUCUGCCCCUGCGAGCUGGACCCAUUAUGCCGGACGAAGCCACCGACACCACCAAUUCUGCCUCCUCCCGGGUCUCGUCUUUUUUUAUCGAGAAUUUGCUGGGGACCGAGGGGAAAGAGAGCCGAGAGGAGAGGACACAGGAGAGCGCGGAGGAUGGCCACAAAGAGACGCGGUCGCACAGCGGAAUAGCCGGCAGCCAUUGCGCUCAGGUCUGCUGCCAAGUCUCUCCUUUUGGGUUCAGUUCACAGAGCUGUCCUCUCAGGGAAAGUACACUGGAGUGGUACAGAAGAGCUCACGCUAGUUUUAUAGGAUCCACCAGUCCAGACACCAGUGACCGAGACUCCCCCGAGAUCGCCGAGGACGCAUCCGCGGGGAGGCCAGGGGGCUGCAGGAAACAGGCGAAGGAGCUGGGCUCUGCCGAGAGGAGAGAGGAGUUUGCUUGCUGCAGCACCAGCAGGGAGGAGGACGACAAAGCCGAGGAGCCGGACUCCGCCGAGCAGAGAGCCGCGGGCCGCAAGAAGAAGACCCGCACGGUCUUCAGCCGGAGCCAGGUCUUCCAGCUGGAAUCCACCUUCGACAUGAAGCGCUACCUGAGCAGCUCGGAGCGGGCCGGCCUGGCGGCCUCCUUGCACCUCACCGAGACCCAGGUGAAGAUCUGGUUCCAGAACCGCAGGAAUAAGUGGAAAAGACAACUGGCUGCGGAUCUGGAAGCGGCCAACGUCUCCCACUCCGCUCAAAGGAUAGUAAGGGUGCCCAUUUUGUACCACGAAAACUCGCCUGCAAGUGCUUUAGGCUUCACCUUGCCUCACAUGUCUCCUCCCCUGGUGGGGUUUUCUAACGCUGUCAGCUACCCCCUGGCCUCCUUCCCUGCCGCCUCAGUCCCGUUUCUGAGAUCGCAAAUGACAGGGCUCGUUUGAGAAUCCAUCUUUGCAAGGACCUUUUUUUCCCGGCUCUGCUCCACUUUUCCCCUCCCCCCUAUCAGCCCCAUUGCCCUUCCUCCAAACUUCUUAUUUCGACUUAUACAGUUCUUGAUUUUAUGCUUUUGAAUUUUAAAACGUGCAAUAAAGAUACUUUGGGGGUGCCUAUAAAAGCAAGAGAAGGAAAGCCAUCAACACAGUGUCUGUCACCAGGAUGUCUAUGCCUGUCACGUGCCCAAAGAAAAUACAGUUGUGUGGAAUAGAGUCUUUCCACGCCACCUUGCAAAUGAUCCGUUUAAAAAUCGUAGAUUUAGACAGCAGAAAUAAUAACCCCGACGAUUCGAUUUGUUAAAUAGACUUUCGUUUUCCUUGACCGAAAUGCUCUUUUUAGCGAACCCUAACACGUGGUCUUUGCUGAGCAUGAGACGAAUGUAAAGAACGUUACAAAUUUUGCCAUGACAAUGGCACAAUUUAAUACGGGGGGGGAAGUGUGUGACACCCUCCUUUUGGGUUAAAUCCUGCAAUCUUACUGGGAUGGAAGAUGAAUGAAGGUUGAGAAAGGGCUUCAGAAUCUAUCCCAGAAUCGUCUUUCGACAUUUCAUAAAACUACAAGGUUUAGACGAAAGAGUCAAGUGUUUGGGAAGUCGGAAGGCUCUUUGGUCACAGUAAGUUGUGAGAGGGACAUAGCCCAUCAAUUAGGCACACCCACACUAGCAGGUAUACGAGGCUGGAUUCGGCCGGCUUUGGUCACUCGGCUGUAUUAUUUUAUUCUUUAAAAAGCCAUUACUUUUUAAUGUUGAGCUGGCUAUUUCCAAGCAUUCACCGGACGCCCUCUCCCCAGUCCCCGCAAUCUGGCCACAGUCUUGAUAUUGCCUGUUUAAUAAGUAAAGAUCAUUUGUAGUUUCCAUAUUUUGAUGAUCUUCUUUGUUAAAAAUGUCGAAAGCAUAUGAUAAAAUAUCUGCUGACUAUUUCUAAAAAUGCAUGGGUUUUUUUUUUAAACAAUUCCGCAGAAAACCUUUCAACUACUUCACUCAGGUACAAUUCUUAUCAGAGGGACAGUUCCUUCCCCUUUAGAACAGUCGAGUAAAAACCAUUUUAAGAAUACUGUAUUUCAGCACCCGCUGAGGACCAAAGGAUCUGUUUCCCACUUGUUUUGGUCUCCUGACAAAUCUAAAGAAAACACAGCGCAGCUUUAGCCCUUUCUCAUAUGGGAAGCUGAGAUUCUCGCUAGUUUUGUGUAAUUGAUGAAUUGUUGGCACUGGCAAUGAAAACAAAUCAAAUGUCCCCAGCCUGGGAAAUUGUAGCUUUAGUUACACAAGCUAAACUGUAAUGCGAUAUUAUAUCAAGUAUUAUGCAUGCCUAAACUAUUUUCCCCUUUAAGAGCUUUUAUUUUUCUCUCUCUCUAUCCACGGCUAACAUUAAUACGGGGAUCAGUUAUUAUUCCUGAAGGCUAGGAUUCCUUCCCGAUGUUCUGAAUUUAAAAAGGGGUGGGAGGGAAAGACUUUGUAAAACUCAGUUUUGGGGAAAGGUCAAGCUUUGAUCCUGUAUAUUAUGGUAUAAUCAGAUGUAAUUUAAUCUACCAGCUCGGAGCACUAUCUGGCUGUGUAGGGAGCACAGAUCCGGGGUGUGUUUUGGCGUAUACAUGUGUGGCCCUUUCCUCUGUAAAGAAAGCCAGUGUUCACUCUUAUUUAUGGUCUUAAAUUAUAUUUUCGACAGGCUAGUCUUAUUUCUUGUUAUGAGAUCAAAUAGUAAUGGAGAGUAACCUAUGAUACAAACCGGGAAGAAUGCCUUGUUCUGGCUAUAACGUUUCGAUAUUUUGCUCUCUCCAGCCUAAAACAUAACCCUCUGAGCCAUUUCCCCCAAAUGAAUUAAGAACACUAGCAGCAUCAAGAUUAAUCCACCCAAGAGACAAUCCGGUUUAUGAGACAAUGCUAACUUUUCCUAUUGUUCUUUUCCAUUCGAGGUUAGCCUAAUAUUUAUGGUAGCCCCUAUUUCAAUACUUGUGAACUUCCUUUACUAGCUCAAAGACAUCGUCACUAGUUUUCAUUUGCAUGGCAGCUGAACACUUGUAUGAAAAUCUCCUGCCACGUUGGUGGGAAUUAGGCUAAACUAUCGUUCUCGGUUACAGACGAGGGUAGAGGGGAUUUGAGGCGAUGAGGUUUUGGAACCCAGUCGAUAAUAAACAAACCUCCAGCUGUGAAGAUCAGAUCGGAAUUGGCAUUGGCUAUUUGGUAUGAAAAAGACAUUAUUGUUGGGGGAGGGAGACUAUUUAUUGCCUAUGCAACACGUGUUAUUAUUUCGCAAUAUUUGCUUUGAUUACGUUCCAGACACAGGUUUAGAUGGAAGAGAGGCAGACAGACAGAUGAUUUCCCCCGUUAUGUACAACUUCAUCAAUCGCUCAGUGUUCCCGACUGGAGUAAAUUAUGAUUCACAACAAUCAUAUCGGAGUAGAUUGUAAUCCGUCGUGCUACUUAACCACCUGCCACUGCCCACAUGGCAUUUCUUUUCACUAAUGUAUGAGAUGAUGACUAUACUUCUGAUUCUACUCCAUAUUCUUUUCUGAAGGCAGGCCUACAUGAUCGAUCCGAUUUUUUUUUUUAAAAUGUGGUUUUGGCAUGAGUUUGUUUUUUAAAGACGUGCUGAUUUCAUCAAUAAACAGAUUUUUUUCA
This is a messenger RNA of Dermochelys coriacea (leatherback sea turtle), 3831 nucleotides long. RefSeq names its product H6 family homeobox 1 (gene HMX1). The coding region runs from base 272 to 1162 and encodes 296 amino acids. Gene Ontology annotation, cellular component: nucleus. NCBI's taxonomy places the organism in Eukaryota, Metazoa, Chordata, Testudines, Dermochelyidae. The transcript has 2 exons. Gene Ontology annotation, molecular function: RNA polymerase II transcription regulatory region sequence-specific DNA binding; DNA-binding transcription factor activity, RNA polymerase II-specific. Gene Ontology annotation, biological process: regulation of transcription by RNA polymerase II; negative regulation of DNA-templated transcription. The record is from RefSeq and is a predicted model, not a curated record.